AUGGAAAGUAUACUUGAGCAACAACGUAAAGCACAUGAAGAAAUUGAAAGACUGGAGCAAGCGAUUGUUGAUCAGUUCAUGAAAGAUCCUAAAUCGCAUAAAGAGCGUCUCACUCGAGAACAUCGAGUUAGCGAUUUUUUAGAUAGGAUAAGUUCACGAAGUAAAUUUUUAUAUGAGUUGUACGACGAUUCAGACGGAGCGAGAAAAAAUGAAAUCGAUGCACUAUCUGGAACUUCGGAAUUUAGCGAGUUUUAUGGUCGCUUAAAAGCCAUUAAAGAUUAUCACCGUCGAUAUCCCAACGAGACAGUCGAACCAUUAGAAUUAGAAUUUAUAAAUCAAGCAAAGGAGAAUGGAGAAGAUGAUCUUGAUAAAUUGUUUUCUGGAGAAGAAGGAAGCGGUCGAUUUUUAGAUUUACACUCACUUCAUGAGCAAUAUGUGAAUUUAAAAAAUAUUAAAAAAUUAGAUUAUCUUACAUAUUUAGGAGAAUUUGAUCAUUUUUCAGAUUAUUCUAGAGAAAACAAACACGGGGAAUAUGUAAAGAGAGUGAAACCUCUUUCAAAUCUUGAAGAUAUCAGGCAGGAAACAGAAAACGAAUUUAAGACACUUUGGACGCAAGGAAAAGUCCCAGGCAAAAAGGGUUAUUCCAAGGAGACUGUCUAUGAUGCUCAUCUCAAAAGUAAAAAACAUAUAAAAGCUGCUAAUGAGAUGAUAACAAAAGGCGUUGCUGCCGUAGAUAAAGAAGUCGAAGAGAAAAUGAAAAAACAAGCAGCGGAAGAAAAAGAUAAACGAGAUCGAGACAUCGCGUUUUUGGAAGCAUUAAUUCAAAAAUAUGCACAAGUUCUAGGCUCACAGAGAGAGGACACUAAAGCUAAUGUUGAAAGAAAACGUGCAUUGACUGAUCGAGAGCGCCGAAUGGAGCUAGAAGCCGAAGAAGUAGAUGAUGUAGAAACGGAGUCGGAGGACGAGGAUAAAAUCUAUAAUCCUCUCAAAUUACCACUUGGAUGGGAUGGUAAACCCAUUCCAUACUGGCUAUAUAAGUUACACGGGCUCGGCGUUGAGUAUCCUUGUGAAAUUUGCGGGAAUUACGUUUAUAUGGGACGAAAAGCAUUUGAUCGACACUUUCAGGAAUGGCGGCAUGCUCAUGGAAUGCGAUGUCUAGGUAUACCGAAUACUCGGCAUUUUCACGAGAUAACUCUGAUCGAAGAUGCUUAUGCUUUAUGGGAAAAGCUUAAAAGUACAAGUAAAACCGAUGAUUUUAAAGCAGAUACAAUGGAAGAGUUUGAGGAUGUUGAAGAACUUAGCAAGCUAUUUAGAACAAAGAUGCAAAACAACUCUGAGCCAAUUAAAGAGGCUUUUGCUCAACUUGAGACGUUUCUUGAGCAAAACCCAGCUCAAAAUGAGACUCGGCGUCGUGGGAGACCUCCCAAGAAAGAAAAUACGAUACAAAAAGUUCUGCAGGACAUUUUCAAUCGACUCAAAGAUGAGUUGGCAAAACCGAGAUACAUUUAUAGCGUUACUCCCGAUGUAAUACAGCAUAACGUCUUUUCUUUGGAAAGUUUAUUAAAGAAACAUGAUCCACUUAAAAGUACGACAAAGAAGGUGAUGGAUAUCAUAAACGUUGUAAUUGGCAUUAUUGCUAAUAGUAAAAUAUUCGAGAGACAACCGGGAAGGAAUUGGGAAAAAUCUACAAUUAUAAACGUGACUAUUGAUCGAGAAACUGUGGGAAAAAUAUUGCUAAAAUCACUUACAGAAGUGCUGUUAAAAUCAGCAUUAAAUGUCGAAGUUCGUAGAAUGACUUCCGAUUUGAUCAAUACUCUCUUGACUGGUUGCAAAGAAAACAAAAAACUACUGAGUCAUGGAAAAAUUCUUGAUAUAUAUAACCUUGCUUUAUCUAUGAAAUCAGCUGGAGACUACGAACUUCAAUUUCGUCAUCUCGAAAUUCUAUUUCGCUUGUCCCCUAGAAUGCAAGAGGACCGCGAAAUAUUCGCAAAUAAAGCAUUCAAGGGUGAUUUUCAACUGACCGAUCUUUUUCUGGGAAUAACUGCAGAUGAUUUUGUACAAGAUACUCGUAAUUUUCUUAAUGCGCUCAAUUAUGGAAAUGAUGGCUGGUCCAAAACACCAAAGACAAUCAAGGUUACAAGAAUACAAUACAAUCAAAUAGAAUUUGAUCGGCCAGAUAGGCAAGAUUGUUUUUUCGUCGAUUUCAAUAAAUGGACAAUUUCUAUGUCAGUCCAAGCUUCAAAUACGGAUCCAGAAGAUGAAGGGUGUGACAUCAUUGACGUAAAAUAUCAAAAAAUCAAUAGCUGGGAGACUGUGUUCGAGUCUUAUUGUCAAAUUCUUAAAAUAUAUUUAACAGAAUCUCUUAAAAUUGGCGAGAAUGAUGAAAUGCUCACGGAACACACUACUAAUAAUGGUGAUUUUACAAUAUCUAUGACAAUUGCUUCCUCAGAAGGUAAUAUCAAAGAAAGUCUAGCUAAAAUUUUCUCUAGUCAUAAAGUGAAUUAUCACACGCAGCCAAAGGUAUCAGUUUCUGUAAAUGUGUUACAUCCCCCGCAUGCUUCAAUUGAAAACGCAGCUUUGGCACUCGCUACUCUCAGUAGUUCACUCGAAGCAUCACAAACUCCCGUGGUUCAAUGUCCAACUCGUAAACAAAAGAAAGAUGAAAAUAAACUUGAGCCUCGUGCUGGCACAUCUCAAGCAGCACAAAGAAGUAAUCCAGAUAGUGAUUCACAAUCAACACGUGCAUCUAGUUCACCUAGACCUUUACAAGAGUCAAGUUUAAAUUUCAUUAACAGUUCAUCUUCACGUAAUGACUCGUUACCAUUUAUGAAUGUCGAGUCGGAUGCUGAAUCACAUUUUCCUUUUCCGGCCAAAAAGCGUCCAAAGCCGUUGAAUCUUUCUGCUUCAAAGAAACGACAAAGAACUGACGAUAUAAAUUCUGGACAAACUGUGAAUAUUAAUAAUAAGAGAGAAAUUAAUAGGAAUACAACUAUCAAUAAUCCUGCGAAUAAUGAACUGCAAAAUAACAAUUUACGAAACUACGAUAUCGAGUUUAACAAAACAAAAACUAUAGGAAAAUCAGAUAAUCGUGCAACUAUGCAAACUCGUGAUAUUCUCAAUUUCGAUGUUGGAGAUGAAGCUGAAGACGCAAUUGACAUCCAAACAACUCGACGAACUUCAAAAAUCAAUGAUAGAAUGCAAAUAGAGCAAUCAAGAAAAUUUGGAAGCUCAACUCAAGUUGAUUUCAACGAAGCACAAAAUCAGUUUCAUCCAACAAUAAAUAAUCAACCAAUUAACAAUAUUGAAAGGCAACAAUUUGUUCGUAAAUCUACAACAUUAACAUCAUCCCGGGAUCAAGCUGCAAUUUCAAACAGAGACUCACGUGGAAAUCGCCCAGAAAAUAAUUUGAGCAAAGAUAUUCGUAAUAAUAAAGCACCUGUAAAGCCCACUCAAAAACAACCGAUAAGAAAAGAAGUGAAGAUUACCGAUGAAGGAAGCCCAAUAGUAAACGCUAAUAACAAUCCAUUUGAUUUUCCUAUUCAAUCCGAAAGCGAUAACUCCUCCAUAUAUACAAUUCAAGAAGAUGAAGACAAUUCAGGCUUAACUUUAUCAAAAUCAUAUUAUAACUGGAAAAAGUCUAACGAUGAUAGACAACGACAAAUAAGAAAACAAGUGUCUAAUAGUGAUCAAAGUGACACGGAUAAAACUCAAAGGGAAAGAGAAAAAGCUGCAAAUAAUGUUGGUGAUUUUACUCGAAGUAAAUUAAUGAACCCCUACGAAACUCAGAAUAGUCAAGACGAACAUGCUAAUGAAAAGUUAAUUGAAGAAGAGAAAAAUGAAACUACGAGUUUUGCUGAUGAUCAAUUAGAUCAAGAAAUAAGAACAUUAUUACAAAGUGUUGGCGAGACAAUAUUUCGAAAUUACCAACGGCAGGAUGCUACUCUAUUUCAAGCCACACAAAAUGCUCUUUUGCAAAAUGAAACUGAAGUAUUUCAUGGAAUAGAUCGACAAAUAGAACGCAAGAAAGAGCUUCUUGGCACCUAUAAAGAGCACUACACUUCAAUAUCAUCAGACUCGCAAGAAAUCGUAAAGCAAUUAAAAGAGUCCCGUAAUGAGCUGGCAAAUUUGGACUCUACUGUCCUAAUAGAUAUGGAGAAACCAGCAACGAUGAAUAUGGAAGAGAUAGAAAAUAAUACUUAA
Molecule: messenger RNA, 4200 nt
Organism: Ambispora gerdemannii
Lineage: Eukaryota; Fungi; Glomeromycota; Glomeromycetes; Archaeosporales; Ambisporaceae
Source: the annotation of a GenBank genome assembly